Molecule: messenger RNA, 1044 nt
Organism: Naegleria lovaniensis
Lineage: Eukaryota; Heterolobosea; Eutetramitea; Acrasida; Naegleriidae
Exons: 4
Coding region: 1-1044 (347 amino acids)
Cellular component (GO): membrane
Source: RefSeq, a predicted model, not a curated record
AUGUUUCUUGGAAAAUUAGCGAUCGGAGUCAUUCUUUCAAUUUAUAUUGCAUUGAGAGGUUAUCGGAAGAAGUCUUUGGAUUUAUCGGGAUCUCUCACUGCACUCCUUGUUGGAUUUAUUUCCAUCUGUGGAGGAUUAUCAUGGACACUGAUCUUGUUGUUUUUCUUUGUAACUUGUUCCGCUCUCACAAAAUAUAAAGCAGAUAUUAAAAAGAAAAGAGAAGAUGGAUACAAGGAAGGAGGACAGAGAAAUUUCGAACAAGUGAUUGCGAAUGGAUUCUUUCCAACCUUUAUUUGUCUAUUGUAUCAAAUUGUGAGAGUAUUCCAAUUUGAAAAUUUUGAAGCAAUGUAUUUGCAAUCUCAAAAGACCAAUACUCCUAUGGAGUUUUCAAGAAUUGAGGUGCAUCGAUAUUUGUAUGGAAAUUUCUAUUAUUUCAAUUCUAAAGAUUAUCCGUUAAAGACAUUCUUGCUCGUUUGCUAUCUUUGUUGCUAUAUUGCAAAUACAAGUGAUACAUGGUCAUCAGAGUAUGGAAUUUUGUCCAAGAAAGAACCAAUAUUUAUUUUGAAUUUUAAGCAAACUUUGCAUGGGGUGAAUGGUGGCGUGAGCUCAUCUGGAUAUUUAGCAAGUUUGGUUUGUGGAAUUUCAUAUUCUGUGCUUUGCCUCUUUAUGAUUUGCUUGGACUUCUUUUAUGCUCGAUUUAUUGGAUUUAAUGAAAUUGGAACAAUGCUUGUGGGUGGAAAUGAAACUUCUCAAUUGCCACUUUUAACACAAUUAUUCACCGUAUUGAGUUACCAAUAUCCAAUUGUAAUUUUAUGCAUUUUCUCUGCAUUGUUUGGUACUACUUUGGACAGUGUGUUAGGAGCCAUCUUUGAAUAUUCAGGAUAUGAUGAGGAAAAGAAGAUGGUUGUGAAAAAACCUGGUGGAGCAAAAGUUAAACAUAUUUCUGGAUUUGGCAUUUUGAAUGGAAAUCAAGUGAAUUUUCUUUCUGGAUGCAUUACUAGUCUUGUGUGCGCAACGAUCAGCUUGUGGUUGUUCAAUUUUUAA